GCCUGGACAACAUGACCUGCAUCCUGGUCUGCUUCCCGGGGGCCCCCAGGCCUUGUGAGGAGGCCAUCAGGAAGGAGCUAGUGCUGGACGCAGCCCUGGGACACAGGGUCGCAGAGCUGUGUGCCUUUGGCCAGGAGCCCCCCAGCUUGAACACAGUUUUCAGGACUCUGGCCUCUGAGGACAUCCCGGAUUUACCUCCUGGGGGAGGGCUCCACUGCAAGGCCACAGUCAUCGCUGACGCUUACUCUCAGUUCUGCCAGGCCUCAGGAGGGCGCUGGGUGAUGGGGCAGAAUGGGGCUGAGAAGCCCACUGGCACCCAUUCAAGCUCUGCCUUGGACGCCUGACAGCUGUCAUCCUUUAGGGACCCUCUGCCCAGCUGGGGCCUCCAUGGAAUUAAGGAAGAAAACUCCCCUUCCCCAGCUAUGCAGACCAGCGGAAGGAAGAGAAACCAAUGGAGGAACACCAGAAUGUUUAUUUCCCUUUCUCCUACUUCCCUCUCAUAGGACAGAAAGUCUUAUGA
Molecule: messenger RNA, 520 nt
Organism: Mesoplodon densirostris (Blainville's beaked whale)
Lineage: Eukaryota; Metazoa; Chordata; Mammalia; Artiodactyla; Ziphiidae
Product: probable protein phosphatase 1N
Exons: 1
Coding region: 12-344 (110 amino acids)
Molecular function (GO): phosphoprotein phosphatase activity; magnesium ion binding; manganese ion binding
Source: RefSeq, a predicted model, not a curated record